AUGCUGGACGAGUUCUGCAAUUCAACUUUUUGGAAUUCUUCAUUCCUGGAUAGUCCUGAGCCUGACCUGCCGCUCUGUUUUGAACAAACUGUUCUGGUGUGGAUUCCCUUGAUAUUCCUUUGGCUACUGGCACCGUGGCAGCUUAUUCAUGCAUAUAAAUCCAGAGUCAGCAAGGCUUCUAUAACCAAACUCUACGUGGCCAAGCAGGUGCUUGUUGGAUUACUUCUCAUUCUAGCUGUCAUAGAGCUGGUCUUUGCACUCACAGAAGAUACUGGACAAGCAACAAUCCCUGCCAUUAGAUAUACCAAUCCAAGCCUUUACCUGGUCACAUGGCUCCUGGUUUUGCUGAUCCAACACAGCAGGCAAUGGUGUGUUCAGAAGAACGCUUGGUUCCUGUCCAUUUUCUGGAUUCUUUCAAUCCUCUGUGGCACUUUCCAACUUCAAACCCUCAUCCGAACACUCUUACAGGGUGACAAUUCUAACCUGACCUACUCGUGCCUGUUCUUCAUCUUCUAUGCAUUCCAGAUCCUGAUCAUAAUCCUCUCAGGAUUUUCAGAAAAAUCCUCAUCAAAUAAUCCUUCAACCACGGCUUCAUUUCUGAGUAGUAUUACCUUUAGUUGGUUUGACAGAGUUGUUCUGAAAGGCUACAAGGAACCUCUGACACUUGAAGAUGUCUGGGAUGUUGAUGAUAGUAUUAAAACCAAGAGCCUACUCAGCAAAUUUGAAGCAAACUCGGCAGGAGAGCUGCAGAAGGCCAGGAAAGCAUUCCAGAAACGGAGGCAGAAGAAAUCCCAGCAGAACUUAGAAGCCACAAUGAAUGGCUUGAACAAGAACCAGAGUCAAAGUCAAGAUGUCCUUGUCAUGGAAGAAACUAAAAAGAAAAAAAAGAAAUCAAAGGAAUCUGAGAUCAGAAAAGACUUUCCCAGAUCCUGGUUGGUGAAGACCCUCUUCAGAACUUUCCGCAGCCAACUCCUAAAAGGGUUCCUGUUGAAGCUAGUGCAUGAUAUCCUCUUAUUUCUGAAUCCUCAGCUGCUUAAACUGCUGAUUGCCUUUUCAAAUGAUCCUGGUGCAUAUGUGUGGACUGGGUAUAUCUUUGCAAUUCUCCUCUUUGUUGUGGCUCUCCUCCAGUCCUUUUGCCUGCAGUGGUACUUUCAGUAUUGCUUUAUGAUGGGCAUGAGUGUACGAUCCACCAUCAUGGCUGCCGUAUAUAAGAAGGCCCUGACCUUAUCCAACUCAGCCAGAAGGGAGUACACUGUAGGAGAAACAGUGAACCUGAUGUCUGUGGAUGCCCAGAAGCUCAUGGAUGUGGCCAACUACAUCCACUUGCUGUGGUCAACAACAGUGCAGAUUAUUUUAUCAAUCUACUUCCUGUGGGCAGAAUUGGGACCUUCCAUCUUUGUAGGUGUUGGGGUGCUCGUGCUUCUAAUCCCCUUUAAUGCAGCACUGGUCAACAAGAAUAAGACUGUUCAGGCAAAAAAUAUGAAGAAUAAAGAUAAACGUUUAAAGAUUAUGAAUGAGAUUCUCAGUGGAAUCAAGAUCCUAAAAUAUUUUGCCUGGGAACCUUCAUUCAAAAACCAAAUCUACAACCUUCGGAAGAAAGAGCUCAAGAACCUGUUGACUUUUGCUAAAGUACAGUCUGUGAUUAUGUUCAUCUUAUUCUUAAGCCCGGUCAUGGUGUCUGUGACAACAUUUUCUGUUUACGUCCUGGUGGAUAGCAACAAUGUUUUGGAUGCACAAAAGGCCUUCACUUCCAUCACACUCUUCAAUAUUCUACGUUUUCCCUUGGGUAUGCUUCCGAUGGUAAUUGCCUCUGUUCUGCAGGCUAGUGUUUCCACAGAACGUCUAGAGAAGUACUUGGGAGGGGAUGACUUGGAUACAUCUGCCAUUCGUCACGACCCAAGUUCUGACAAAGCUGUGAAGUUUUCUGAGGCCUCCUUUACUUGGGACAGGGACACGGAAACCACAAUCCGAGAUGUCAACCUGGAUGUUACACCAGGCCACUUAGUGGCUGUGGUGGGCACUGUGGGGUCUGGGAAAUCUUCCCUGAUGUCAGCCAUCCUAGGAGAAAUGGAAAAUGUCCACGGACACAUUACUAUCAAGGGCACUAUUUCCUAUGUCCCACAGCAGUCUUGGAUCCAGAAUGGCACCAUAAAGGACAACAUCCUUUUUGGAUCUGAGUUCAAUGAAAAGAAGUAUCAGCAAGUUCUAGAGGCUUGUGCCCUUCUCCCAGACUUGGAAAUACUGCCUGGAAGAGAUCUGGCUGAAAUCGGAGAGAAGGGUAUAAAUCUCAGCGGGGGUCAGAAGCAGAGAAUCAGCUUGGCCAGAGCAACUUAUCAGAAUUCAGACACCUACAUCCUGGAUGACCCACUGUCGGCUGUGGAUGCUCACGUAGGAAAACAUAUUUUCAAUAAGGUCUUGGGCCCCAACGGCCUGUUGAAAGGCAAGACUCGACUCUUGGUCACACAUAGCAUUCAUUUUCUUCCCCAAGUGGAUGAGAUUGUAGUUGUGGGAAAUGGCACCAUCUUAGAAAAAGGAUCUUAUAGCACUCUGAUGGCCGACAAAGGAGAAUUUGCUAAGAAUCUCAAAACAUACAGCAAGCAAUCUGGUCCUGAAGAGGAGGCCACAGUCAAUGAAGGCAGUGAAGAGGAAGAUGAUGAUGGCCUGGUCACUAGUAUAGAGGAAGUCCCUGAAGAUGCAGUCUCCUUGACCAUGAAAAGGGAAAACAGCCUUCGACGCACACUCAGCCGCAGGUCCAGGUCCAACAGUAGACAUCUGAAGUCCCUGAGAAGCUCCUUGAAAACUCAGACUACAGGGCCAAAACUGAAGGCGGAGGAAGAAGUCAAAGGACAAAAACUGAUUAAGAAGGAAUUCCUCGAAACUGGAAAGGUGAAAUUCUCCAUCUACAUGAAAUACCUACGAGCAAUUGGAUGGUGGUCAAUGUUCUUUUUCAUCCUUUUAAAUAUGUUGAAUUCUGUGGCUUUUAUUGGAUCCAACCUCUGGCUCAGUGCUUGGACCAAUGAUUCUAAAACCUACAACAGCACCAACUAUCCAGCCUCUCAGAGGGACAUGAGAGUUGGAGUCUACGGAGCUCUGGGAGUAGCACAAUGUGUGUUUGUGUUCCUGGGAAAUUUCCUUUCUAUAUAUGGUACCACACAUGCAUCAAACAUCCUGCACAAGCAACUGCUGAACAAUAUCCUUCGAGCACCCAUGAGGUUUUUUGACACAACACCCACUGGCCGUAUCAUGAACAGGUUUGCUGGUGACAUUUCCACAGUCGACGAAACCCUUCCUUACACCUUGCGCAGCUGGGUUCUGUGUCUGCUGGGCAUCAUCAGCACCCUCGUCAUGAUCUGUGUGGCCACCCCAGUCUUCAUCGUCAUCAUCAUUCCUCUCACCAUCAUUUAUUUGUCUGUUCAGGUAUUUUAUGUGGCUACUUCUCGCCAGCUGAGACGCCUGGACUCUGUCUCCAGGUCCCCAGUCUACUCUCACUUCAGUGAAACUGUGUCAGGUCUGGCUGUUAUUCGAGCCUUAGGGCACCAGCAGCGAUUUCUAAAACUUAAUCAGGUGGGAAUUGAUAAUAACCAGAAAUGUGUCUUUUCCUGGAUCAUCUCUAACAGGUGGCUGGCAUUUCGCCUGGAAUUGGUUGGAAACCUAAUUGUCUUCUUCUCAUCUUUGCUGAUGGUUAUUUACAAAUCUACUCUAAGCGGGGACAUUGUGGGCUUUGUUUUGUCCAAUGCACUUAAUAUCACACAAACUCUGAAUUGGUUAGUGAGGAUGACAUCAGAGAUGGAAACCAACAUUGUGGCUGUUGAGAGAAUAAAUGAGUACAUAAAAGUAGAAAAUGAGGCACCCUGGGUGACAGAUAAGCGACCUCCAGCAGGAUGGCCCAGCAAAGGAGAGAUCCAGUUUCACAACUAUGAAGUGCGCUAUCGGCCUGAGCUGGACCUAGUUCUGAAAGGAAUCACUUGUGACAUCAAGAGCAUGGAGAAGAUUGGCGUGGUGGGCAGGACAGGAGCUGGGAAAUCAUCGCUUACAAACUGCCUGUUCAGGAUCCUGGAGGCUGCAGGAGGCCAGAUCACCAUCGAUGGGUUGGAUAUAGCUUCCAUUGGGCUCCACGACCUCCGAGAGAAACUGACCAUCAUCCCCCAGGACCCCGUCCUCUUCUCCGGAACCUUGAGGAUGAAUCUGGACCCUUUCAACAGCUACUCAGAUGAGGAGAUUUGGAAGGCCCUGGAGCUGGCUCACCUGAAGUCCUUUGUGUCCGGUCUGCAGCUUGGGUUGUCCCAUGAAGUGACAGAGGCUGGUGACAAUCUGAGCAUCGGGCAGCGGCAGCUCCUGUGCCUGGGCCGGGCCCUGCUUCGGAAAUCCAAGAUCCUGAUCAUGGACGAAGCUACCGCGGCGGUGGAUCUGGAGACCGACCAUCUCAUUCAGGCGACCAUCCGGUCCGAGUUCUCCCACUGCACGGUCAUCACCAUUGCCCACAGGCUGCACACCAUCAUGGACAGUGACAAGGUAAUGGUCCUAGACAAUGGGAAGAUUAUAGAGUUUGGCAGCCCUGAAGAACUGUUGAAAAACUCUGGCCCUUUUUAUUUUAUGGCCAAAGAAUCUGGCAUUACAAAUUCAAACAGCACAGCAUUCUAA
This is a messenger RNA of Elephantulus edwardii (Cape elephant shrew), 4641 nucleotides long. It is a transcript of the gene ABCC2, whose product is annotated as ATP-binding cassette, sub-family C (CFTR/MRP), member 2. Gene Ontology annotation, biological process: transmembrane transport. Bases 1 to 4641 code for a protein of 1546 amino acids. The transcript is spliced from 32 exons. Gene Ontology annotation, cellular component: apical plasma membrane. NCBI's taxonomy places the organism in Eukaryota, Metazoa, Chordata, Mammalia, Macroscelidea, Macroscelididae. Gene Ontology annotation, molecular function: ATP hydrolysis activity; ATP binding; ABC-type transporter activity. The record is from RefSeq and is a predicted model, not a curated record.